Messenger RNA from Lactuca virosa, 1093 nucleotides. The record is from the annotation of a GenBank genome assembly. NCBI's taxonomy places the organism in Eukaryota, Viridiplantae, Streptophyta, Magnoliopsida, Asterales, Asteraceae.
ACCAUUCAUAAAUCACACUUUUAACAAGUCAGCCAUCUCAUCUUUUGACUUUUAGCUUCAAAGAGCUCUAAAUAUGGUGAAGUUGGCAAUUGGUAGCAUUGGUGACUCUUUUAGCGCAGGUUCAGUCAAGUCUUACUUGGCUGAGUUCAUUGCCACCCUUCUUUUCGUCUUUGCAGGUGUCGGAUCAGCUAUUGCUUAUGGUAAGCUCACAGCAGAUGCAGCACUAGACCCAGCUGGACUAGUUGCAGUGGCCAUAGCCCAUGCAUUUGCGCUCUUUGUUGGAGUCUCAAUAGCUGCCAACAUCUCCGGUGGCCAUUUGAAUCCAGCUGUCACCUUCGGAUUGGCUAUUGGUGGUAACAUCACCAUCAUAACCGGUCUAUUUUACUGGAUUGCCCAACUUCUUGGAUCCGUCGUUGCAUGUUUCCUCCUACAAUUUGUCACCGGUGGCUUGGCCGUUCCAACCCACGGAGUUGCUAGUGGCAUGAGCAGUAUUCAAGGAGUCGUGUUUGAGAUUAUCAUAACUUUUGCUCUAGUCUACACAGUCUAUGCCACCGCUGCUGACCCUAAAAAAGGAUCACUCGGAACCAUUGCACCCAUCGCAAUCGGUUUCAUUGUUGGAGCCAACAUUUUGGCUGCUGGAGCUUUCAGUGGUGGCUCAAUGAACCCAGCUCGGUCAUUCGGCCCAGCUGUCGUUAGUGGUGACUUUUCACAAAACUGGAUUUACUGGGUCGGCCCACUUAUUGGUGCUGGGUUGGCUGGAUUAAUCUAUGGUCGAGGAUGUAACAUCCUUAUUGUGAGGGCCAUUUCAAGAAUUGUGGAGGGCAGGAAGCCCAAGAAAACGGCAGCAGUAGCGGUCAUUGGCGGCGGAUGGCGUCGGGACGCAGCAGCACUAGCAGCAACCGUGGCGUCUAGAGGUAAUAAUAGCAGCGGCAACGAAAGAAGAGGGGAUAGAGAUGGUGACAGGAGAGCGGGCAGCAACAGCGUCUCAGCGGUGGCUCACCUUGGUCUCGUUGCUUUCCUUCAUAUCCGACUACACGACGUCCCACCGCCGGUCUUGGUCUCUAGCAACGUCAGAAAUGGCGGCAGCGGCUAG